AUGGCUGAAGAUGACGCAGAGUCGUCUGCCCACGAGCUGCUUGUCUUGGCGGAGCUGCCUAUUAUCCAGCUGUGCGGGCUGGUAGAAGAGCUCAGCUAUGGAAACUCGGCUCUCAAAACCGAGACAGAGAUGUUUGAGAAAUAUUACAAUAAACUGGAAUCCAAGGAGCAGCGACCUCUACGAUUAUCUGAAAUUAAAAGAUCAGGGGCGGACUUUGCUCAGGCUAUCAUCGAGGAAGCUGAAAUUCGGUGGGCUGAUGUUCAGAAAGAAGUGCACGAGUUUGAAAAAGAUAUUCUGAAAACCAUCACCAAGAAGAAAGGGAGUAUUUUGGCCACUCAGAAAGUGAUGAAGUACUUUGAGGACAUGAACCGCCGGAGGGAUCACAUGAAGGAGAAAUUAUGUUUGAAAAAUGUUUCUCUCAAAGUCCAGAGGAAAAAGAUGCUUUUACAAUUGAGGCAGAAGGAAGAGGUGGGUGACGCCCUCCACGAAGUGGAUUUUCAGCAGCUGAAGAUAGAGAACGCUCAGUUUUUAGAGACGAUUGACUUGAAGAAUCAAGAGCUGAUCCACCUCAAGCUGUCAUCUGGAACCACCCAGCAGGUCCUCAAUUCUUAUAAGACCAGGCUAAACCAAGCAAUGGAAAUGUCCAUCAGUCUGGGAAAGGAGAUCUUGCAGAGAAAGGAGUUACUUGAAAAAAUCGAAAGAGAAAUCCUACAAGUAGAGGGGGACCGGGCCAAAGACGAGGCCGUGAACAAGAAGCUCCGGAGGCAGCUGAGCGAGUUCCGAGUGCCGCCGGUGAUGCAGUAUGUCAGGGAGAAGGUCCUGAACGGAGACCUGGAGAAGACCAUCAGGGUGUGGGAAAGGAAGGUGGAGAUUGCAGAGAUGUCCUUAAAAGGCUUCCGCAAGGACUGGAAUAAAAUGAAAACCACAAGUGAGCAGUUGCUGGCCAUUGGCUCCACUGGGAAAUAG
Molecule: messenger RNA, 966 nt
Organism: Artibeus jamaicensis (Jamaican fruit-eating bat)
Lineage: Eukaryota; Metazoa; Chordata; Mammalia; Chiroptera; Phyllostomidae
Gene: CFAP263
Product: coiled-coil domain containing 113
Exons: 8
Coding region: 1-966 (321 amino acids)
Biological process (GO): cilium assembly
Cellular component (GO): axoneme; ciliary basal body
Source: RefSeq, a predicted model, not a curated record